Penicilliopsis zonata CBS 506.65 is the source of this 558-nucleotide messenger RNA. RefSeq lists its product as hypothetical. The transcript has a single exon. NCBI's taxonomy places the organism in Eukaryota, Fungi, Ascomycota, Eurotiomycetes, Eurotiales, Aspergillaceae. The record is from RefSeq and is a predicted model, not a curated record. The coding region runs from base 1 to 558 and encodes 185 amino acids.
AUGCAUCUCAGCUUCAGCUUCUCACCCUCCCUGCCACCGGUGCCGCCGCCGUCUCCGUCCGACCCUCUCACAGACAUCACGCGCAAAUCCUCCUUCUCCACCUCAACAGAACGCAACAACGCGUGCGCAUUUCCCUCGUGGCCGAACCGGCCCUCGCUGCUCAGUCCCGAACCAUCGGCGUCUUCCUAUCUGUCCGACGAAGAUCUCUUCUUCGACACCCCCUCCAACAGCUUCUCCAUGCCCCCUUCGUCAUCCUCCUCCUCCUCCUCCUCCGACUCCGCCAUCGACGACCACUCCUUCCUACACGGAGAGAACCACAGAAGCCUCACCACCGAAGAACAAAUCGCCCGCCUACGCGCCCUCGCCCAGGAAGAGGAAACCCAACGCGCCCGUUUUCUCGCCCAAGUCCAGGCCCACGCCCGGGCGCAGCAGGCCCUCAAGGUCGCCGCGGCCUUAGGCCACCAACAGCACAUGCAACCGGCUCAUGGCCCGCAUCAGACGGUCGCUUUAUCGGAUAAGCGCAAGAAGCGCAAGCCUUCCUUCAAGAAGAGAAAAUAG